Molecule: messenger RNA, 888 nt
Organism: Neltuma alba
Lineage: Eukaryota; Viridiplantae; Streptophyta; Magnoliopsida; Fabales; Fabaceae
Product: cycloartenol-C-24-methyltransferase-like
Exons: 11
Coding region: 1-888 (295 amino acids)
Biological process (GO): sterol biosynthetic process
Cellular component (GO): endoplasmic reticulum
Molecular function (GO): sterol 24-C-methyltransferase activity
Source: RefSeq, a predicted model, not a curated record
AUGACAUAUCAUGUGGUCACUCGCACUUAUGAAUCUCGCUGGGGAGAAUCCUUACAUUUUGCAUCAAGAUGGAAAGGGGAAACAUUUAGAGAGAGCAUAAAGCGACAUGAGCACUUCAUUGCUCUCCAACUUGGCCUCGAGCCUGGACAAAAGGUUUUAGAUGUUGGAUGUGGAAUUGGGGGACCAGCAAUAGAAAUCUCUCGUUUCAGCAAGACAUCAGUCACAGGGUUGAACAAUAAUGAGUACCAAAUAAACAGAGCAAAGGAACUUAAUCGCUUACAUGGCACGGACAAGAUUUGCAACUUUGUGCAGGGUGACUUUAUGAACAUACCAUUUCCAGACAAUACUUCUGAUGCUGUCUAUGCAAUUGAAGCUACCGUUCAUGCACCAGAUGCCUAUGAAUGCUAUAAAGAGAUUCAUAGAGUGUUGAAGCCUGGUCAAUGUUUUGCUGCAUACGAAUCCAGCAUGACUACUUCCUUUGAUCCUACCAACCCAGAGCAUCAAAAGAUAAAGGCAGAACUUUUGCUUGGUGGUGGCCUAGUUGACAUCAGAUCGACUACAAAGGUUCUUGAAGCUUUGAAGGAAGCAGGUUUUGAGGUCAUAUGGAGCAAAAAUAUAGCAGAGGACUCUCCUAUUCCUUGGUAUUUUCCUAUGGACAAAAGUAAUUACUCUCCGAGUAGAAAUAUUGUUGGACUUCUCAACAGAAACAUGGUUAAGGCUCUUGAGCUUGUUGGACUGGCUCCCAAAGGAAGUGACAAGGUUCAAGAUUUUAUAGAAAGGGUCACAAAAGGACUAGUUCAAGGUGGAAAGAAAGAGAUCUUUACGCCAAUGUUUUUCUUUUUGGCAAGAAAGUCUGCUGAUUCAGAUGACCACAAAAGGCAUUUGUAG